CUGUAAAUAUGGAGCACACCAAGACGGCGGUGCCAUGCAAGGGCUGCAGGUGGACUAACACAGGCGGCCCUCCAGCUCCUCAUGCCUUCACCCUCACCGCCAGGAUGUUGUGAUAAGAGGAGAGAAGCUGCUCUGGCUCCCAGGCAAGAGGUGAAGAGCUCCUGAAUGCCUCGGACACUUAGGACCAGAACCUUCCCCGUGCAGGUUAAUGGUCUAAUGACGCUUGGAUUCGCAGGUGCACGUCAACAGAGUGAGCUCUGCAAUGAAUCUCUCAUGUUAGAAAAGUUGCCUGCCUGUGGAAAAUCCUUUGAAGAGAUGAUGAAGAGAGUGGACUCAAAAAAGUGGUGCAACCUUACCGAAUUUAUCAUGUAUUAUGACAACUUUACCCAGUGCACAGAACGUGAAGCCAACAAUGCAAGUUGCUUUUGGCCAAACCCCCUUGCAGAAGGCUUUAUCACUGGAAUUCAUAAACAAUUCUUUUCAAACUGUACUUCAGAAAAGGUUCACUGGGAAGAUCCACCAGAUGAAAUUCUCAUAACACUGAUCUUGAUCCCGGUCUUGUUGACGUGUGCCAUGAUAACACUGGUAGUAUGGUGCAGCAAAAGAAGUGAUAUCUUAGUGUAAGUUCUUCCUCUGGGCUUUCUUUUUCUUCAUUUCUUUCUUCCCUAAACACUAAGAAAGGAGGAUAAAGAGAGGAACAUGGCAUAAAGAUUUCAGAUCUGCUGAAACAGAACCAGUGAGAUACUGAGAUGCUCCUGUGCAUGAAGAGCUGCCUGCUGCUGCUGCGACACCGCUUCUGGCUUGACCAUGAGUAUUUGCUGGUGGAAAGCUCUACUUCCAUCAAGCCUCAUCAGCAUGGAAUUCACAGGCAGCCCCAGAAACAGGAGGGUUUCCAGGCAAAUGGACCCCAUGUCUGCAAAAAGAGUAAAAUUACUUUCCUGUGGGCAAAGGUGGCUGGUAGAAUUUUCCAGAGCUCUAUGUGCGUAAUACUUACUGCGGGGGAAGUGAUCUCUCUUUAAGUUUUGUGCAGGACACUCAAGGUUUUCAUCUGUGAACUCUGUGACUUGGAGAGAUCCCUGGCACUGGAACCGAUUAUGGAUAUAACCAGGUGGCAGCUUUUCUUAGAAGCUAGUCAAAAUCAUCAUUAUCAAAACUGGGAAGUAUUGUUCUGGCAAAGAAAUAACUUCUGUGUCCAGUGACAAUCUGCACAGGGAAAUUAUCCUGCCACAUUAUAAAAUAGUUCAGAAAAUUCUUUAAGCAUGGCUGCUUGGAAUCGUAUGUCUUGCAAACAAACUUUGGGAGGAUACGUAAGUCCUACUUUACAGAGCCGGAAAAUGUGAAAGGAAAUUGGUUGAUUAUAAAUACACUAAGGAGUAAUGAAGAAACACCAGACUUUUCGUACACCAGACUCUUUAUUUUUCCUCUUUUAUAAUUAUUAUUCUUGAUGACUUGUGUUCACUGUAUACUCCCGACUCUCACUCCAAUUUGUGCAAGUGAUAUUCAACAAAUAAAUAUAAAGGUGUCAUGCUGAUUGAGGUGCCUUUCAGAGUAUUGUACAUAAAUAAUUCUUUGUCCUGUGAAGAGUAUGGGAAUUAAAGUAUGAACAUCAAAACUUGGAAUAGUAGUAGGAGGAAAGAGAAAAAUUCAACUCAGAAAUCUUAUUCUAUAAAGUUAUGUAAUAGUUGAAAUAAAGAUCAUAUGCUCAAAACAAAAGAACUACUCUGUUGCAAACCUUCUUUUCACAACAUGCCUUUCAGUUCAGUGCUCUUCUAUGACUGUGCAAUGUCUGUUACAAGUGACUUUUCAUUUUCCCAUACCUUAUGCACACAAAUAAAAUACAGUUGAAUGG
Molecule: messenger RNA, 1849 nt
Organism: Melospiza georgiana
Lineage: Eukaryota; Metazoa; Chordata; Aves; Passeriformes; Passerellidae
Gene: RAMP3
Product: receptor activity modifying protein 3
Exons: 4
Coding region: 166-624 (152 amino acids)
Biological process (GO): cellular response to hormone stimulus; protein localization to plasma membrane; G protein-coupled receptor signaling pathway
Cellular component (GO): membrane; cell surface; signaling receptor complex
Molecular function (GO): coreceptor activity
Source: RefSeq, a predicted model, not a curated record